AUGUUUGAUUUUGCUUCUAAUAUACCGCAGGACUUUUCAAAUUUCAUCGAAAAGAGCGACCUUUUAUGGGAUGCGUCAGAUGAAGAGAAGGAUAGCAUUAUAUGCCAAAUUUGCUCCGAUAUCCAACAAGGAAAUCUUAAAUUAAGCAGCAUCAUUGAACUUAUUGACAAAAUAUGUCUAUAUAGGCCUAAAAAGAUACGUAUUUACACCGAUAUUUGUCAAGCUCUCCUCCAAAAUUUAACCGGUAACAAUAAAAUUCAGAAAUUAUACUUUAACUCCUCACGUCUCAGAUCAGCAUUAGUUUACAAAAAGCUUAUUCCAAACAAAUACGGCAUAAAAUUUGAGAAUAAUGCCAUAGAAAACAUUUUUGAAUUUUAUGAAAAAGGUUCAGUGCAACACGCAUUACUCUGGGAUGAUUUGGAUGAACUUCAGACCAUUUACUCGAAUCCUAUGUUCGAUACGAAUACAAAUGUUGAUGGUUCGUCUCUAAUCGCAAAAUCCGCAAAAUUUGGAUCAGUGAACUGUUUCAAAUUCUUAUUCAUGAACAGUGGGAGUAUUGAUAAAAAGGCAUUACAUCAUGCAUUUAUUGGCAACAAUUAUGAAAUCAUUCAUAUUUGCGAACGCCAAUUAAAGGUUGAUUCAAAAUGUCUUGAAAACUCCAUCCUUUCCCAUCAUACAGAAACCUCCUACUAUCUCAAGCAGAAGUACAAUGUUGAUUACUCUUGGAAGACUUCUCUUUCUACAUACAACUACAGAUUUUUCUUCGAAAAACUUUUCCAACAAAAAUCUGUUGACGAAAGAGAUUUCAAUGGAGAAACGGCUUUGAUAGCUUCCUCCAGUCUGAAGAGGUUCAAUGUUUGCGAGUACCUUUUGAAGAAUAAGUCAAACAUAAAUACAAUGGAUAGAAGUGGUUUUUCAGCGUUAUUAAAUGCGGCAAUUGAAGAUAACGUCGAAAGUCUUCAAUUCCCGCUAAAGAACAACGCAAAUAUAGAGAUGAGAGAUGAAAACCAAAGAACUCCAUUGAUGAUUGCUUCCCAAUUGAGUAAUCUUAAGGUUAUGGAAUUAUUAAUCAAGAACAACGCUGAUAUCGAAGCAAUUGAUAAACAAAGAUACUCUGCUUUGAUGUAUGCUGUUAGAUGGGAUCAGACUCCUGCUGUAAAACUAUUAUUAGAUAAUGGAGCGAAUAUUAACGCGAAAAGUACAUUGGGAGAGACACCAUUGUAUAUAUCUGUUGCUGCAAAGAACUAUGAGAUGACUCUCUUCUUGCUUCAAUAUAAUCCUGAUAUUGAAAUCCAAAACUACCUUGGAUUCACUCCAUUGAUGAAAUGCGCGUUUGAUGAUUCAUUGGAGAUUGCUAGAUUACUUGUUCUCCACAAUGCAGAUGUUUCUGCAAGAGAUUCUGCAGGAUAUACUCCUUUGAUCAUCGCUUCUUAUAAUAACAGCAUCAACGUUGCACAGCUAUUAAUAGAAAACGAUGUUGAUGUAAAUCAAAGCUCUGAUUCUGGUUUAACUCCUUUGAUGAUCGCAUCUCAAAGAAGUAGCAUGAAUGUUGCCAAGAUGUUGAUAAAAUUAGGUGCAGAUAUCAAUAAAGUAUCGAAAGAAGGAAAUACAGCUCUUAUGGAAGCGAUUUCUUGCGGAAAUUACGCAAUGGCAAAAUAUUUGCUCAGAAAAGGUGCAAAUGCCUCUAUUAUUAAUAAAUCUUCUCUGUUGGCACUUGAUUUUGCUGUCAAUACCGGUAGAAGAUUAUUAAUCGAACUUGUUGCGGAAUAUAUUAACCAAUAG
Molecule: messenger RNA, 1782 nt
Organism: Trichomonas vaginalis G3
Lineage: Eukaryota; Parabasalia; Trichomonadida; Trichomonadidae
Product: spectrin binding
Exons: 1
Coding region: 1-1782 (593 amino acids)
Molecular function (GO): protein binding
Source: RefSeq, a predicted model, not a curated record